UUUCACUGCAGAAAACUUCCCACAGACUGGGAACAACCCAAUUUUACAAUGAAGUGCUUUCUGGGUAUACUUCUUGCCUUUGGAAUCUUGGUGACACUAUGCGAUGCGUUCUGUUUUUAUGUACGAAAUGACCCGUUGGAAUCUACCAAAGGUUGUAGUCAAGAUGGAAAGCUGCAUGGAUUUGGUACCUCUUGGACUGCAAAUUGCAACAGAUGUCACUGCAGCCAGGAUGGAAUACGCUGUUGCUCCACCUACCGUUCGCCUGGGGAUUAUGACAGGGAAAAAUGUGAAAGCAUUUUCAACAAGGAAACCUGCAGCUUCAGCGUGGUGGAGAAGGCCGACCCUUCAAAAGCCUGCAAGGUGCGUGCUUCGGUGGGUUAAUUAAGAAUCCACUUAGAAUUUCUCUGCAUAGUGCCUAUCCUUCCCCUUCUACGGAUGAUCAACAAUAGAAUGCAUCUGUUCUUCAGAGAUUCAUGAUGGUCUUUUAAGCGUCACUACUAACAGCUGGUUUUUCUUCUUGUUGAGUAGCAGUUCAGUGUGUGAGAAUGCACUGUACCUGAUUCUAUAUUGUCUCUGUUAUUCCCUGAGCUUUGAUCA
This is a messenger RNA of Gopherus evgoodei (Goodes thornscrub tortoise), 597 nucleotides long. Its product is annotated as beta-microseminoprotein-like. NCBI's taxonomy places the organism in Eukaryota, Metazoa, Chordata, Testudines, Testudinidae. The transcript is spliced from 4 exons. Bases 49 to 381 code for a protein of 110 amino acids. The record is from RefSeq and is a predicted model, not a curated record.